Molecule: messenger RNA, 882 nt
Organism: Dujonia railenensis
Lineage: Eukaryota; Fungi; Ascomycota; Pichiomycetes; Serinales; Debaryomycetaceae
Source: the annotation of a GenBank genome assembly
AUGACUAUUACUUCCCCUCGUCACAUUGCAAUUAUUGUUACUGAUACCCCGAUAGAUGGGAUAUACGAAAAAUAUGGUGAUUUCGGUGACAGAUCUAUAAAUUUAUUGGAAAGUGCAGAGUGUAAGACACCAACGAAAAAAUAUCAGGUAUGUUUCGAAGAAAAAUCGGACUAUACUGAAGCAUUGAACAAUGUCUUUGCCGAAUUGGAAAGAAACUGGAAUUCAGGUGUAAUACAGGCCGUUCUUAUCACUGGAUCAAGAACUGAUUCGUUUGCGAGCCACUUGCCCUGGGUAGCAAGAUUGGACAAGUUCCUCAAAGAAUAUAUAUUGGAUGCAGGAAACACCACCAUUCCAACUGCUGGUAUUUGCUUUGGCCAUCAAAUCAUGGCUAAGAUGCUUGGUUGUAAAGUAGGCAGAAAUUUACCAGAGCUUGGGUAUGAACUUGGUAUCACCACGGUGGAAUUGAAUAGAGAAAUUUUUGAAAUUGAAAAAUCUCCAUUUUUGAGUCUGCUUGUUCACGAGAACUCCAACUUGUUUGACCAUCUUAAUAUUGUAGAGUUUCAUCAGGACAUAGUAUACGAUUUACCUCCUCCAGGGGUGUGUGAAGCUCUUAAUACAAGUUUUAAGGGUAUUGGUUCAACUGCAAAGUGUGCUAUUCAAGGUAUCGUAACUGCAAAUGGUAAUGUAAAGAUACUCACAUUCCAGGGCCACCCAGAGUUCACAACCCCAGAAACUCUAGAUAUGCUUCAGUCAGAUUUGGACCAGAACAUUAUCACUAAGAAUCAGUUUGAAAAGAGCGUAUAUGCUACCAAGCUGUUGAAUAAUCAAGGGGUAAUUAUUGGUAAAUCUAUAGUAGAAUUUUUCAAGUUAAACCUGGUAUAA